AUUCACCAUAUCCUCUCUGCUAAAGCUUUCUCUUUCUGUCCACGGUCCCUUUUCUCUGCGAUUCAAGAAAUGUUACUGAGAACAAAACUCAAACACCUCACCUACAAACACAUAAUCCCCCUUAUCCGCUCGCUCUCUUACCUCAAUCCUCAGCCUCAGGUGUCCCAGCAGCAGCAGCCUUCUUCUCUACGGCGACAACAAGAUCCAUACUCCCUCCUAAAAGAAGAACCGAUUCAAAUCCUCGCGGACCUCUGGGUCAAAACGUUCUCCCAACGCCAACAACCAAAGCCCUUCACCAACCUCACUGGUUUCCUCUCAAAAUUCGAUCUCUGGGUCCUCGCUUACCAGAGAACUUGCGCCCACGUAAGCGGCACAUUCCCACCUCGUAAUGCUCUUCACUCGGAUGUUCUGUGCGACGUGUUGUCACUGAGAAACGCCGUGGUUCGUAACAAGUUUUCAUGGAACUGCAAGACGCAUCAGUUUAUUCGUGGCCCCAAUGAAAAACCCCUCACCAAGUUACUCUCGAGACGCCAACUGAACCCAAUUUUGACGUCCAAGAAUCCACCGUUUCAAGAUCGUGUUGUGCAGGAGGUACUCUUCAUGAUUCUGGAACCCGUUUUUGAUCCACGGUUUUCAUCCAAAUCACAUGCUUUUAGGCCUGGGAGGAAUGCGCAUACGGUUAUUAGGACUCUUAGGAGUAACUUUGCAGGAUACUUGUGGUUUUUGAGGGGCGAUUUAAGUCCAAUUCUUGAUGAGGUUGAUGUAAAUGUGGUAAUGCGAUGCAUUGAAAAUGCUGUGAAAGAUAAGAAAGUUCUGAACUUGAUAAAAUCUGGGUUAAAAGGCGCUGUAAAUAACUGUUUAACUGAUGUUGAAUGUGAAGGGAAAAUGAAGAAGAGCAAGAGGAAAAAAGGGCGGACAAAGAAGAGAAUCUUGAGUGAGAAUGAGCCAAAGCCAGACCCGUAUUGGUUGAGAACGUUUUUCAAUUUUGCACCUGAGGAGGCUGCAAAGGUGCCGAACUAUGGAUAUUGCGGGAUACUUAGUCCUUUGCUGGCUAAUGUGUGUCUGAAUGAGCUUGAUCAAAUGAUGGAAGAGAAGAUAAUUGAGUUCUUUAAGCCCUGUGAACAAGAUUCUAUAUGGAAGUACUCGAUAGAAGAUGGCUAUCAUAACCCUUCUUGGCCGGAGUUCGUUCCAUCUGGUGGGAAGGAGAAGACGAGGAAGAUGGAUUACGUUAGAUUUGGGGGUCAUUUUCUAAUUGGGAUUCGGGGAACUAGAGAGGAAGCAGUGGGAAUUAGGAAGGAUAUAAUUGAGUUUUGUGAAAACAAUUUUGGCAUAAGGCUAGACAAUUCCAAAUUUGAGAUUGAGCAUAUUACUAGGGGAAUUGAUUUUUUGGAUCACACACUGUGUCGUAGGAUCAUAUAUCCUACUCUUCGUUACACUGGGACAGGUGGAAAGAUAGUCAGUGAGAAAGGUGUAGGAACUCUGCUUUCAGUCACAGCUAGUUUGCAGCAGUGCAUUCGUCAAUUUAGAAGGCUCGAGUUUGUGAAAGGUGAUAGGGACCCAGAGCCACUCCCUUGCACCCCAAUGCUUUAUUCGGGACAAGCUCAUACUAAUUCUCAAAUGAACAAGUUCCUUGAGACCAUGGCAGACUGGUAUAGAUAUGCAGAUAACAGAAAGAAAAUUGUUGGGUUUUGUGCUUAUGUCAUUCGAAGUUCUCUUGCUAAACUUUAUGCUGCCAGGUAUAGAUUGAAAUCUCGUGCCAAAGUCUACAAGAUUGCUACACGUGAUCUUAGUCGUCCUUUGAGGGAGAGUAGUAAUAACUCUGCACCUGAGUAUUCAGAUCUUUUGAGGAUGGGGCUUGUUGAUGCUAUUGAUGGUGUACAAUUUUCUCGCAUGUCUUUGAUUCCUUCAUGUGAUUACAGUCCAUUCCCUAGGAAUUGGAUCCCAGACCAUGAGAAAGUGUUGCAUGAAUAUAUCAACUUACAAGAUCCGAAGUUCUUUUAUGAACUGCAAAAAUCACUCAAGCAACAAGUUCUAUCAUCACCCCAAGAUGACAUGUCUGAGAUUGUGUGGAGUUGCAAGACACUUGGUAUCCAAAACUACUGCCUUAAUGGUGCGACAGAGGUGCAUGAUGCUUCUCCAACAGUUAGAAGGUGAAUAAGAAAGCAAUUUGAUCGCUGAAAAUAGAAUUUUAGUGAUGCUGCUUAUUGUAAAAGGACUAUUGAGCAAAGCAGAUAGUGCUUUCCACAACUUCAGGUUGAUACUUCUAAAGUUGGACUUCACUGCUUCCUAUAGUAUGAGUUAUGCUUGAAUGAACUUGUGUCCAGUUUUAAAUGGCUGUUACAAAGGUGGAUAGAUGGACAUUGGAGAUCAGAUUUUCUGUUGAAAUAUUACAAUCUAGUUAUUCAGUUGAUUUGGUACAGGGUUGGGCCCUUGAAAGGGAGGUGGAGUACCUACCAAACAGGUUGUCGAUGGAUUGAUUUGAUGUGCCUAAAAGUAACUUGAUUCUACAUAUAGGUUGAAAUUGAUGUUUAUUAUCAUGUAGUAAUUUGUUACAUGUUAUGAAGUGUGUGGACUGGACUGUUAAUUAUGUGAGUUGUCGUAGCUGUUCACAUACCAAGUGAAGGUUAGUAUUGCUAGAUGUAUAGAAGUGAGAUGAUUCUUUGAUAAAAGUGCCCAAUCAAAUGGAAGGUAAUUAGUUUAAGGAAGUUGACUGUCUAUAAUACAUAUACAGAUUUCGAAUGUAUACUCAUGAAUCUAUUGAUAUCCUUGUAUAACUCACUAGUGCCCUUUUCAACAGUCUGAAAACGAAUCUGAGAGCAAAGUGACAGGCUUAUCUUACCUACUCAAACAUUCUGUGCAUCCAACUGCCAAGGGUAAGAGUUCAGGGAUUGAUAUGUUACAUAUGUACACUAUUGGUUGUUAGUCACCAAUAUUUUCAGAAUGUUACAUAAAUUUUGGGUGCUUGUUUCCACAAGUAUGCAACUUCCUUGACACAGUUAUAUGAAAACUUAUAUUUGCUCAACAGUUUCCAGAAUUCUUCUAGUGGCAUUACCCGCAUGCUUAAGAAAAAUUUUGAUAACCUGGUUUUGCAUGGAGUCCUGUAGUUGUACGUGGUGCCUGGUGUCGUAGGUGCUGCUUGUAGAAUUUGUAGCUUAUUUAGUACUAACAGUUUAUGAUGUCUAUUAUUUAUGUCCGUGGGUUUGGGAGACAACUUACACAAUGUCAUCAGUAAUGUUGCUUCAAAUUGCUAUAUAGAAAUAAGGCAAAAGUUUAAGGAAACAGCAACAGCAAUAAAAUAAGUUGUUUAGAAGAAACAUAAUUGAAAGUGAACUUUUUGUUCAAUAUAUGAAGCAAAUCCUUUAACAAAAAUUUACUUUAUUAUGCAUAUGCCUAUAUCUUUCCUUUGUUUGAGCAACUUGGGGAUACUGUUAUUGCCCAAAGGAUAGGUAUAUUAUUCCAUGCAUACAAUUUGUGUCCACUUUCCAGUUAUAAAGCUAAUUGUUUGUGUUGUUUAUACCCUUAAUCGGUUAUUGGCAAUUCUUGAGACCACCACAGAUUAGUUAAAUUUUCACUAUAGGUGCACUUAUGUAUAGAAAGACAGCCUGCAUUUCUUUACCUCUAAGCUGAGGGAAAGCACAUUAAGCAUGUGCUGAAUGUUUUGCAUUUUCAAAUUUAGAAUUAUUCUGUUCUUGUGAAUACAUUUUUGUAUGGGUAUGGGAAGAAAUCUUGAAGUUCUUAGACUCAAGACAAAAUGAUGGCCCAGGUUUUAUUCUUUUCCACCGGUGACCAAAUUCCCCAAAAGCAGCAGUUGUUGCUGCUGUUAGUUGUUGUGAAUGUGUUGUUCCAGUUGGCUGGCCUCUCUUUUCAGGUAUAUUUAGCACCUGAUCCCUUUAAAGUGUUCCUAAUCUAUACAAUCUAGCUGUACGGUUUUCUCUUUUUGUACGCUUAGAAUAUUUGUUCUGUUGUGUACACUGAUUUCUUGUGGGAAUAGAUCAAUCAUAAAACUGAAUUAAAUUAGCUUUAUCUCUGAGAACUAAAGUUAGUAUUGGAAUAAAAAAUUUGGUAUCAAUGAUACUGCUGGCUUCUUUGGGAAUUUAUGGAUACUAAAAUUUGUAACUGAGCUUAUUGGUCCACUUUGAUGUUAAAUUGGUUGCUGUGCAAAAGGAUAUUGUAGAUUCAGGUAAAAUGGCAUUUGUUCUUGUUUGAACCCCAAAAAACCCAAAAUAAAUAAAUAAAUUAAACUCAACCCUGGAACAAGAUGUCUAAUUAUUCCUACAUCUAUGUGAUCAGUUUUUUGCUGCCUCUAAUGUGUUGAUCUCCUUUUCUAUUAUAAUCUGGUUCAUCAUGGAUGGGAAUGUAUGAUUGAGUUCACGAUUAACUGCUUUGAUUUCUCACUUGAUAUAUGGUUGAAUAAUCUACUUUCAAUUGUUCAAAAUCUGAGCAGUAAAAUUUGAUGAAACACAUAAUUCUAGAUGCAAAUUGGUUUUUUUCUGUUUUCCUAUUCUGAUCUGUUCUGUAAUAAAGUGCUGCCAUAUUCCAUAUGAAGGAUAAGAAGAAGCAUGUUUUGCAGUUUUGGAAGAGUAUUCCAUCCUCCAUAUUCUCAAUGAAUUGUAUUACUUUUGAAGUUUUGGUGCAGGAAAGGUAAAUGCAGCUUGAUAUUGGCUAAGCCUUCUCCUUCCAAUAGGAACUUCUUUCAAUCUAACUGAUUAAGUGGAUUUCUAUUCGAGUUCUUCCUUUUUGUGUAUACUGCACAAUCUGUGGUAAGUAGGAAGUAUGAUUUGUCGCAUUGGUUGGGUACAUCUCUUCCUAUACUAGACCAUGGAGCGGGAAUGCCAUCUAGGUACUCAUAUGAACUUGAAGUUGGUGAUCCCACUAUGCUACUCUCCAGUUCUUCCUUUUUGGAUAUACUGCAUAAUCUAUAGUAAGUAUGAUUUGUGGUGUUAGUGGGGUACAUAUCUUCCUAGACUAGACCAUGGAGCAGGAAUGGUGAGUUAUUUCUCAGCAAUUAUAUUCAACAUUUAUAAAUUAUAGUUGACAUUUUUAACUUACUAGCUUCUGCUAUUAACUUCAGUCACUUCAUGAUAAUGUUUAUAGCCGUCUAGGUACUCGUAUGAACUUGAACUUGGUGACACCAAUAUGCUACACUCAAGACCCCAAGCUUGACCUCGAUGGGUAUAGGUUAAUGGUCUCCUUACCAACUCUGCUUCAUCUCUCUACUUAGAAUAGCAUAAUAUACCAAAUUCCUUUCAUCUACUGGUUUUCUUCAUUGUUUGUUCUGUAUUUCAUAUUAUCAUCAUAAAACCUGUUCUACUGGAUUUUCUAACAGAAAGCCUGUGAGAUUUCUUUGGACUUGCAUUUCUUUAGACUAAAAGGUUUCCUGACAUGUAAUUGGAGGACUUUUAAUGUAUUCUUACACUAAGACAAGGAUGCUUCACAAUGAUUUAACUUAAUCUUGGGUGCUGGCAGGCAAAGGAAACAUGCACAAACUUUUUCUUGUUUUGUGUAAGCUAAUUCUUUAAGUUUCGGUAUGUGAGUGUUAAUCCUCCCAAUUGAUGUCAGAAUUUUGAACAUCUGAGUUGUUGGAGUGGUGAAUAUUACAUACUUGGAGCUAGAAUUCCCAUCUGCUUCUUGAAGUUCCCGUUGUCGAAUGCUUGUCUUUCCUCUUGCUUCACUAUUUUGAAUACUUCAGCAUUGCAGUAUUAGAAUGAACUUCACCAGAUUUUUUUCACUGCUCUGAGCUGUUUUCUUCUUGUUUGCAUGUAAAUUCAAGGAAAGGAUGCACCUGGAUGUAAAGGGUAGAACCCCAAAGUAUUUUAAAGUGCUCUCUCUGGCACUCAGUGCCAAAAUUGUCAAGGAAAGAGAACCGCGGAUUUAAUGCUUUGUUAUAAUGUGUCAAAAUUGAGGAGCUUCCUGCAAUUAUCAUGAACCUCAAGAGUGGCAUGCAAAAUUAUCCCGAGGGAUAAUUAUAUUUUACAGUGGGCAAAACUCACAAUGCAAUCGUCAAGUAAAACUCCCCUACAUCACGUGUCAAUUAGUCUGCAGUAUGGAGACCCUUUUAUUUAUUUUUUUUACAGGGAAUAUUGAUCGUUUAGAAGAAUUUUGUUUAAUGCCCGCAGGAUUGAUCACAUUGUUGUAAAAUGGAGAGCCAAAAAAUAAAGAGCUAGAGGAAUGGAUGGAUUAAUUAGUA
Messenger RNA from Coffea arabica (coffee), 6187 nucleotides. RefSeq names its product nuclear intron maturase 1, mitochondrial. Gene Ontology annotation, biological process: mRNA processing. NCBI's taxonomy places the organism in Eukaryota, Viridiplantae, Streptophyta, Magnoliopsida, Gentianales, Rubiaceae. The record is from RefSeq and is a predicted model, not a curated record.